AUGGAAGACAAGAAUAAGGAUAUAAAUGUUCUAAAGCAGAAUCUAAUUACUCUAAAGAAUGCUUUAAAAGACGAAAGAGAAGAAAGAGCCAGCAUUAAUUCACAGCUGCAAGUCCUAAAUGCUGAAAUUAAUAAGGUGGAGUUUCUUAUAGAACAAAGGGUAAAAAUUAUUUUAGUCGCUUUUAUUAGAGAACCUAAGGCUCGAGAAUCAUUCAACCAAAAAUGACUCCGAUGCAAAUUUUAAUAAUGAAAGCACGCCUUCAGAAAUUCUAGAUCAGACAAAAGAAAACCCAACCACAGGACCUUCCUACCUUGAAAGUAGCAAUCUGAAGCUAGAAGAAGAUAUAAGAAUUUUGAAGCAGGAAAAUAAAAAUUUAGCAAAAAAAGUUGAAGAAAUUAAAGAAUAUAAAGAAAAAAAUCAUUUUACGUCAAGAGAAGCGAGACUGAGAUUCCUCGCUGAAGAACUGAGAAAAGAAAUUACAGAAAACUCCAGUUAGUUAGCUAUUAAGAUUUGUAGAAAGUUCACUGUAAUUCCAUAAGAAUUGCCUACACCUAUAACGCUUCUCUGUUGUUGGCCAAUUCGUGUUUCACGACAUCGUAAAAGGCUGCUGCUACGGACAAGGGCCUGCACAAGCUAUCCGGUAGUCGGAUGAGCUGCGCCAUUGUGCCGUAUGCCAACAAGGGCUGCAUACCAUUGAAGGCUCAAAAGGAUUGAAUUUGCGGUCGGCCAACUCUAUAUCGCACUUCACCAAACCAAGAAAACUCCAGUAGGAUGCUCAUUCCCAAACUCCAUUCUCCCUUCCUUAAGGUCUCUGCGUACCUUAUGAGAUGCCAGCUACAGAUGUUCACUGCGCCAUUUUAGCGUAUACUGAAACUCGAGCAUCAAUAUCAAAAUCCAAAGCUGAUUACAAAAAUCUGAACGAUGAUAAUUUGCAGUUGAUUGAAUCUAAUGAUAUUCUUGGAAAACAUAUGAUAGUAGAGCAAAAAAAGUUUUGGAAGUCAGAAGAAAUAUUGACAAACUUAAAAAAACAGAUAGAAGCUAUGGAUGAAUAUCAAAAUGUACUUGAGGAAAGCGUUAAAAAGCAUGAAGAAAAAGAAUUAGAGAUGGCUGAGAUGCUUGUGGAAAUAAAAUCGAAAAUUGUGACAGCAGAGUCCUAUUACCAACAAUUCGAUGUAGAAAUUGUAUCUUCUUUGUUUAGCAAAGAAGCCAAACUUGUGAUAAGAAAGUCAAAUGAUGGAGCAACGGCGAUUGAAAUAAAUCAAGGAAAAAACAAAAAAGUCUAUGAUAUUGAUGAAAUAGAUACAAUUACACAUCAUGAAUUUAAGGAAAAUAGAUUUAUUAUGCAAUUUACAGCUGAAACUGUUGAGUUUGAGUGCUAUGAUUCAGAAGAAGUUGAUAAGAUAAUUUCAAUUAUAAGAGAAGUAAUGGUGAGGACUUUAAAGUGCUAA
Molecule: messenger RNA, 1448 nt
Organism: Blepharisma stoltei
Lineage: Eukaryota; Ciliophora; Heterotrichea; Heterotrichida; Blepharismidae
Source: the annotation of a GenBank genome assembly